Diachasma alloeum is the source of this 1922-nucleotide messenger RNA. RefSeq names its product inositol polyphosphate 5-phosphatase K. Gene Ontology annotation, molecular function: phosphatidylinositol-4,5-bisphosphate 5-phosphatase activity. Gene Ontology annotation, cellular component: cytoplasm; ruffle; plasma membrane. Lineage: Eukaryota; Metazoa; Arthropoda; Insecta; Hymenoptera; Braconidae. Bases 184 to 1482 code for a protein of 432 amino acids. The record is from RefSeq and is a predicted model, not a curated record. The transcript is spliced from 8 exons. Gene Ontology annotation, biological process: phosphatidylinositol dephosphorylation.
UAAACGAAGAUGGAGUUUACGUCAGGUGGAAACGUCACACCGCGAGUGAUAUGGUAACUGUAGUCGUACACACGAUGAAAGCCCAGUGAAGGUGGUCAGGUGGUCAACUUUCUCAAUGAAUUGUCAGAGGAACCACACCAUGAAAUUAUGCCCCUAAUCACCAGUGAAUUAUAACCCGCAAACAUGACAACACUGGAGCUCAAUCAAAUGAGAUUGUACUUCGUAACUUAUAAUGUCGCAACGAAGUUCCCUGAGGAGGAUCCUCGUCAGAUGCUGGGGAUCAACUCCACGAGCCCAGAAGGACUACCCGACUUCUUCGUCGUUGGACUACAGGAGGUGAAGUCUCAGCCCCAGAACAUGGUAAUCGACAUGCUCUUCGAGGAUCCAUGGACCAAGAUUUUCAAACAAUCAUUAAAGGAGCACGAUUACAUAAAAAUACGUACACAGAGGCUGCAGGGACUUGUGUUAAAUGUAUUUUGUUUGCGGAGGCACUUGACUCACCUGAGGUUCAUCGAGGCCACCUACACGAGGACUGGCCUCGGAGGCAUGUGGGGCAAUAAGGGUGCAGUUAGUGUUCGUUUUAACAUGUAUGGUGUGAACAUUUGCAUCGUAAAUACACACCUGACUCCCCACGAUCAUCUAUUCAACGACAGAAUAGCUGAUUAUAACACUAUUCUCAGAGAGCACGCAUUCCAAGUACCUGAAACACAACAUAUCCUAUACCAUGACUAUAUUUUCUGGAUUGGGGACCUGAAUUUUCGACUCAAUGGGGAAGACCUGACAGCAGAGAUCAUCGACAACCUCGUGAAGAAGAAUGAACUGAAGCUCCUGUUGAGCAGGGAUCAGUUGAACGUCGCGAAGGAGAGUGGAGAUGCCUUUGCAGAAUUCAGUGAAGAGAUUAUUGCAUUUCCACCUACUUAUAAAUUCGAAUUUUCAUCUCAGGAAUAUGAUCUCAAACGUCGUCCGUCCUGGACGGAUAGGAUUUUGUACAAAGUUAAUGCUGAUGUAUAUGAGGACAUGAAGUUAGAAGCUGUAGAAAAGAAUUACAGGAGUCAUCCGAGUUACGUACAGUCGGAUCACAAGCCAGUCAGUGCAGAGUUCACUAUAAAGAUUAGGCCCGAUUAUGAGGACCAUGGAGUGGAGUUCCAGCCAGUGAGCGCUUGGAUAGUGGAUCAACAGAACUCUGUGGGUUACACCCUCAGAGGUGACUUCAAACCUUCCCCCGGUGAUUGGAUUGGACUUUUCCACGAGGGUUUCUCGUCUCUGGAUGAAUAUCUGGUUUAUGAAUAUGUUGGCCGGGGUAAACCUGGUAUAGACACUUUCUCAGAUGCAACCAGCAACACCAUAACUGAACGAAUAUACUUUAAUGACAGUGCCCUCAGAGCGCCAGGAAUGUAUCGUCUGGUAUACGUCUCUCAAUCUGGUGAUAUUGUUGGUGUCCUAGGGAUGAGUCCUCCCUUCCCUGGCCACAGAAGAGCUUGAAGCAUCCUCAGAGCUCAAUGGGAACAGAAAAUCCCAUUCCCUCUGAGUAAUUAUGGAAUCGAACAAAGUAAUUGGGUACCUGCCUUGAUAAUGUUAUCGCGACUUAGCUAAUUUGUUUAGUUUUGCUGUGUAAAAUGUGUUGGGUAUAUGGAAGCAAUAUAAUUUUAUAUAGAUUUAUCGACGAGAAAAGUAAUGAGAUGUUCUUUAUUUUAUUAUCUUGUAAGUAGCAAUUGCUCCCCAUUAUGCAAGGUAUGUAUGCAAUAGUGACUAGGAGGACAGGGGAUUAAAUUAUAUAAAUAAUUAACUGUAUACAUACUUGCAAUCAGUAUAAAUUAAUGGUAAUUUGUGGAACAAUUGGAGAAAUGGAAAUGAUAGAGUUAUGUUCAUCUCUGGGAAUAUAAAAAUAAAUAAAUAAAUAAAUAAAUGGAAUUGAUCGUUAA